Molecule: messenger RNA, 2014 nt
Organism: Sesamum indicum (sesame)
Lineage: Eukaryota; Viridiplantae; Streptophyta; Magnoliopsida; Lamiales; Pedaliaceae
Gene: SDS
Product: Cyclin family protein
Source: RefSeq, a predicted model, not a curated record
UCGCACACAUACACGCGAAAAUCUCUACAGCUUUGAAACUCGAUAUCACACUGCACUUGGAGGCGCGAUUUUUUACUUGUUCAUCAAUGAAGCGCAAGCUCAAGGCUAAAGCUAUUGCGGAAGUCGAAGCGUCGUUACUCGAAGAACAACCACUCUGCUUCACCAGAAAGCAGCUCCGUUCGCGGUUCUCUCGUCGCCGCCGGAUUCACAUCUCUCCUAUUGUUCUCGUUUCUGGAACCGAUUCACAUGUUACAGCAGCAAGUGAAAUUUCAUGUGACUCCAGCAUUGCUUCGGUCAGCAACCAGAAUCCGCCGGACUUAAGGAAUGAGUUCCGGAGAGUUGUCACUAGAGCGUAUUACAGGAAGAAUUUUAAGAAGGAGAACAGAAAUUGUGAUGAGGCGCUGGAGUUAUCGGAUACUUCAUGCGUGGAAUCGUGCUCAGGACCACACAGAGAUUUGAGUUGGAAGAGUGGAAAUGUGGAGAGAUUAAAAGUUAAAGGAGGAGAAGUUGCCAAGUCCGAAGUUACUAGCACUUCGCGGUUCUCAUUUCGCCAGAGCGACGCUGGGAAAGUCAAGGAAAAUGAUCAUUCCGUCCAAAUCACUCAAAAGGAGGUUCUAUCUAACAUUUCUGGACUUGACAACAUUUUUGUUGAAGGAAUUACAAAUUCAGAAGCUGGAAAGUGUAUUUUACCUGAAAACAAAGCCGUAUCAAUUCAUUCCAUUCAGCGGUCAAUCAACAUAAGUGAAAACAGAGCCAUGUCUGAAGAGCUGCGACUUCCAAAGCUCGCAUUGGACGUUGAUUUGUCUUGCUCGGAGCAGUUCUCCAACGGUGGAGUUAUAAAUGAUGGUGCAGAAGAAGAGGAGCACAACUCCUCGUCGUCACAGAUUUUCCAGGUAGUUUCGGAUUCGGAAUUAGAAAGUUCAGAGUAUUCGCCGUCUUUCUGGAGUUAUGCUUCUGGAAGUCAAUUUUCCGAGAAGUCGAUCGGAGAUGAGAGUUCUUCGCCUACUUUUGAAUUGUUCAGGCAGUUUAAACAGCAGUUCUGCAGAUCGACCUUUGACUUAAAAGCCUGUGAUGAUCACAAUUCUCAUGAAAUAAAUUUGGGGCUAGAAGAUGAAGAAGAGGAAGAGAGCUACAGGAUGAUGAAGAAAAGAGAGAGGAGACAAGAGUAUGUGCAUGACUAUGUGCAGGAAUACAGUAAAACUACUGAGUAUGGCGAACUUGUCAUUCAGCAACGGUUACAUAUGGUCCACUGGAUAGUUGAGCAAGCUCGCAACAAGGAGCUUCAGAAGGAAACCCUGUUUUUAGGAGUUAAUCUUCUUGACAGAUUUCUGAGUAAGGGAUACUUCAAAAACAUGAGAAAUCUUCAGAUUGCUGGCAUCGCGUGCCUCACUCUAGCCACUAGGAUUGAAGAAAACCAACCCUACAACUGUAUACAGAAAAAGACAUUCUCUGUCGGAAGCACUUUAUAUGGCCGGUGUGAAGUGGUAGCUAUGGAGUGGCUGAUUCAGGAAGUCCUUAACUUCCAGUGCUUCCUGCCCACCUUGUACAACUUCUUAUGGUUCUACCUAAAAGCUGCAAGAGCUAAUGAGAAUGUGGAAAAGACAGCCAAAUACCUAGCAGUACUCACACUGAUGGGCCAUCAGCAGCUUUGCUAUUGCCCAUCAACUGUUGCAGCAGGACUUGUCAUCGUUGCUUCGGUUGCAACAAGUCAAGAUGCAUCCUGCCACCUGGUUGCUACGAUUCAUGCCAGACAGAAGGAUAAAGAUUUACCUGAAUGCAUCAAGAGCCUCGAAUGGUUGGUGAAGUACCUCUGACAGCUAUACGUUUCAAGUUUUCCAAUAUUCAUGUAGAUAAAUUUUGAAGUUCACUGCCUGUCUUACAGUUGUCAUAAACAGUUGAUAGAAGAAUCUGAAAGCAAGGUUGUACAUUAGAAUAGAAUCUGUAAGCAACACUACACAUUCUUCCAGUAAGCGGCCUCUGAUAAACUGUUGAUCUUAAUCCCACCCAUCUUAAG